UUUUAGUCUCUUCCUUGUAUCCUUUCUUUUUCUUCCCUUUUUUCUUUUUUCUUUUUCUUUUUCCCGAAAUUCUAUGUCACGCGGCAGGUAGUGCAAUGAGUAGCGUCGGUGGAGCGAACGACUUGCCGGGGCUGCGGGGAAAACCUGUUGUAUCCAAAGGGUCGAGAUGGAGCGGAUCCGAUGAGCAGCGGCGCAAUGCGAGUGACGCUGUCAAGAGGAGGGGAGAUGAUAUAUACGAAAGAGGGGAGAGACUAACAGGAGGGGUAUGAGAAGAGGAGGGGAGAGGAGGGAAAAUCGAAUGUAAGUGGUUAGGAAAACGCGGGGAAGGAUUGGAGGAGAGGAAAGACGAGAGAAGGAGGAGAGAAGAGUCACUUCAG
This is a messenger RNA of Aspergillus welwitschiae, 377 nucleotides long. RefSeq lists its product as uncharacterized. Bases 96 to 269 code for a protein of 57 amino acids. The transcript has a single exon. The record is from RefSeq and is a predicted model, not a curated record. Lineage: Eukaryota; Fungi; Ascomycota; Eurotiomycetes; Eurotiales; Aspergillaceae.